Molecule: messenger RNA, 3286 nt
Organism: Clunio marinus
Lineage: Eukaryota; Metazoa; Arthropoda; Insecta; Diptera; Chironomidae
Source: the annotation of a GenBank genome assembly
UAUAGGGAAGUUUAUAUUUGAAGUAAACAAAGCAAGUUUUGCUUAAAAAAUUUCUUGAGAAUCAUAAAAACGGUUUUCAUGAUUUGUAAUCAAAUUUCCUGCUUGCAAAAUUUUUGAAGUUACAUGGUCGUAGUGAUUGGAGAUGAUCGUUUGAUAAAAAAUAUAAUCGAUUGCUUUUUUUGGUUACGCAUUUUCCUUUUGGGAAAAUCUUUACAAAAUUUUGAUUGAGUUACACAACAGACGACAUCGAAAAGAGGAGAAUUUAUUGUUGUUGUUUGUAAUCAUGAAUAUCACAUCAAUGGAGACCUUAGCAUUGUUGGAACUCUACAUACCCGAAUACGUUAAAACAAUUAAAUAUGUUCCAUGGGUAUUUUCUCUUAUUGGAUCAGCACUAAUUGGACUUAGUGGAAUUUUGCCAUUAAUUAUUAUUCCCUCAGAUGCAAUUGGGAAGAACAAAGAGAUAAUAAAUCCUGCUGAAUCAAAAUCACUCAAAACCUUACUCAGUUUUGCUGUUGGUGGACUUUUGGGUGAUGUUUUUCUUCACUUACUUCCUGAAACGUGGGAAUAUGACAUGAAAGAUCGAAAUUCAAAUGAUCACCCAUCAAUAAAAAGUGGAUUGUGGGUUCUAAGUGGCGUCCUGAUCUUCACAAUUGUUGAAAAGAUUUUCAGUGGUUAUACAAAUGCAGAUGAAAACAAUCCACAACCAAAAUGUGUUGAGAUUGCAAAUUGUUUAUUACGAAAAAGUGGUGGAAAAAUGCCCGAUGGAAAAAUUGGAGAAAGUUGUGCUCCAAACGGAUCAUGUGAUAUUGAAGACGUCCCUAACGGAUGUUUCCUUGCUGAAAAAGAUAAAAAAACACGCGAACAACCGAAGAAAGUGGCUGGAUAUUUAAAUCUUCUGGCAAAUUCAAUAGAUAACUUUACACAUGGACUUGCUGUCGCUGGAUCAUUUUUGGUAUCAUUCCGACAUGGAGUUUUGGCUACAUUUGCAAUUUUGCUUCAUGAAAUUCCUCAUGAAAUUGGUGACUUUGCGAUUUUACUCCGUGCAGGUUUCUCAAGAUGGGAUGCUGCAAAGGCACAACUUUUAACAGCAACGGCAGGAAUUCUUGGAGCAUUAGUUGCCAUUGGUGGAUCUGGAGUUACUUCAGCCAUGGAGGCAAGAACAUCGUGGAUAAUGCCAUUCACUGCUGGUGGUUUCCUUCAUAUUGCCCUUGUUACAGUUUUGCCAGAUCUGCUCGAAGAAGAAGAUCGAAUUGAAUCGUUAAAACAGUUUAGCGCUCUUAUUCUCGGUAUUAGUGUAAUGGGAGCACUCACUGUUAUGAUGGAGGAAGAUAACAGUUGGCGUAGUCAAUCAUUUCGUCAAUCGGUUGUUAAUAAAAUCAAUGAGGCCAUUAGCUCAUCAGAUUUAACACCGAAAAAGAACACGGUUGAUAUGGAGAAUCAUGUUUUCUCGAAAGCUAGAAAUAAAGAUGAAUAUUUAAGUUUUGUUGCUCGUCUUAUAAUUCACGUACGAGAGAUGAAUAACAAAAAUAAGAAUACUGAUGGUGGUAGUAACUCACAAUCGGGUAUUCAACAGGGACAAGGAGGUCAAGCUCAAGGAAAUACCGGCAUUCAAGAUCCCAUUAAUGCUUUGCAGAAUUUAGCAAGCCAAGGAACUCGAAAUGUUCAACCUCAAAUGAUGGGACAACAGCAACAAGGACCAGGAAUGAUGAUGGGUGGACAAAAUCAAGGAGUUAUGGGACAACAACAGGUCAAUAUGCCAAACCAAGGUCCAUCAAUGAUUCGACCUCAAAUGAACCAAAGCCAAGGAAAUAUUAUGCAACCUCAGAUGAACACAAUGAAUCAAAUGCAAAUGAAUCAAAUUGGACCUGGUGGUGGUCAAAUAAAAGGAAAUGUUAGUGGAAUAAAUCCUAUGAAUCAAAUGGUUCCGAAUCAAGUUAUGGGUGCUCAAACAGGCAACAUUAUGAAUCAAGGUGUUCCAAUGCAACCCGGAAAUCAAUCACAAAUAAAUCAAAUGAUGAAUCAAGCUCAGAUGAAUAAUUCUGGUGGGUUAAUGGUUGGUGCAAAUCAAAUGAAUAACUCUGGAAUGAUGGGUGUAAGAGGAAUGGCUCCAAAUCCUAUGAUGGCUGUCAUGAAUAGUGGACAACAACAACAGCAACAACAAAUGAUCAACAUGCAACAACAGGCAAUGCUGAGACCUGGCAAUCAAGGACCCGGUCCAUUUCCGCAAGUUCGACCUCAAAAUCCUCCGAAUUUCUUACGUCAAUCACCUUCUCCAAUGUCAGUUCCAUCACCAAUUGGAUUGUCUCAAUCGCAACAUAAUUCUAUGGUUGCUAGUCCAGCAAUGGUUCCAUCACCACAAGCGCCCAUGUCAAAUCAGCCACGUGUUGGUAUGCAAAAUAUUAUGGCGCCAUCACCGAGUGGCAACAUGAAUACACCAGGACAACCACAAGGAAGCGACUAUGCACAAAGUCCAAUGAAUCCACAUGAUGAUCAGAUAUACCGUGAGAAAUACAACCAAUUGACAAAAUAUAAAGAACCGUUGAAGAAAGUUAUUUCGAGAGUUGGUCCAGAAAACAAUUCAGAAAAGUUAACAAAGUUGAAAAAAUUAUUGGAAAUUUUGUCGAAUCCUGAAGCUCGGAUUCCACUUGAAACACUUGUAAAAUGCGAGAUUGUGUUAGUUAAUCAGUUUGGGACUUUGAAAGAUCCAGGACCGACAAGCAUCAAUAAUCCACUAUAUGAUGCGAUUUCCAACAAUCUUCAGAAUCCUCUCGCGACUCAUACAAUUCAACGAAUAUUUAAACCGAGUUUGGAAGCUUGGUUCGGCCCCGACAUUAAGAAUCUUCCACCGGCAAAGAAACGUCGACUAUCAUCUGAUGAUCAAGUAGUCCCGAAUUCUAAUGAAAUUCCUCAUUUAUUACAAGGUGAAAUUGCUCGUUUAGAUUCGAAAUUCAAAAUAUCACUCGAUCAAACUGCUCAUACAACCGGUGCGAAAUCAAUUAAGUUGGUUUGUUGUUUGGAUGAUAAGUUACUUCCAUGUGUUCCACCAAUUCACAUCACCAUUCCAGAAGAUUACCCAAUAACAUCCCCGAUAACUCGAAUUACAGAACAUAACACACAGUUCUUGAUUGCUGUUGAGAAAGCUUUGAGAGCUCGCAUUUCUAAGCUACCGGAACGAUUCUCUUUAACUCAUGUCCUUGAAACUUGGACAUUGGCCAUCAGACAAGCUUGUAAUCCAUCAUCAACAUAUGUGGAACCAACUCAAACGUCUGUUUUAAUGGCUGUUUAA